GCGAGCCUCCUUAUAUACUGACGAGACCAAAUCUUACUCCCAUGUUUUUCGCCCGCCACCAUGCGCGGCCUAGCGGCGGCCGGCGAACUACUCGCCGGCUGGUGCUCGUGCGCGCGCGCGCGCGCGUCGCGCAGUGCCGGAUUGCCGAGAUGUGCCGGAUCGCGUAUUGCGACCGCCACAACGUUAAUUUCAAAUAUGCAGUAUUCAAGUAGCAGCAACAGUUUAAACUUCAUUAUACAUUAUUAAAAUUAUUCACCAUUACAGCAGAACGUUUAAUAGAACAGAAAUUAUUUUAUUUUUUAUUUGAUGACAUCGUGUAUAAGCAGACAUUUGGGAUCCCGAUGGGGUCCCCACUCUCCCCCGUCAUCGCGGAUAUUGUAAUGCAGGAUCUAGAGGUGACAGUACUUAAAAAAAUCAAUCUUUCUCCGACUCUUUACUAUAGAUACGUUGAUGACAUAAUUAUGGCAGCACCAAGCGCAUCAAUCAGCGAUAUCCUAGUAGAAUUUAAUAAUUACCAUAAUAGGCUAAAAUUCACGAUCGAACACGAAUUGGAUGGAGCCAUCAGUUUCCUGGACUUACGAUUAAAAUCAGAUGAUAACAAUUUAACGAUAGAUUGGUUUCACAAAAAGACAUCAUCAGGAAGAUAUCUAUCUUUCUUCUCUAACCAUCCGAUGUGCCACAAGAUAGGCAUGAUCUACAGUUUAGUAGAUAGAGCACUGACGUUGGCAGACCCUUUUUUCCACACAAAAAAUAUAGAAUAUUGUAUAAACGUUUUAAUCGAGAAUGGAUACCCCCUCCCACUAAUAUUUAAAGAGAUAAAUCGUAGAAUAAGAGUAUUGCAUAAUAGAAAAGAAAACAUUAACACGGAACCUGAUGACAAACCGGAAAGGAAAAUCAUAGUCCUUCCUUACAUCCAAACGAUCUCGAGCAUUGCAAAAAAACACAUAGACAGAUCAAAGUUCAUGCUGGGAUAUCGCUGUGUGAAUAGACUUACUAAAUACAUUAACACACAUAAAGAUAAAAUCGAAAGAACGAAGGAAACGAAUGUAGUAUAUAAAAUACCAUGCGAGGAAUGCAAUGUGUCGUACGUAGGACAGACUAAGAGAAGGUUGAACACGAGACUUAAAGAACAUAUGAACAAUGCUAGACUGGAACCAUCGAGACACUCGGUAUUAACCCAACACAUGGCUGAGACUAAUCACACCAUGGAUUGGAAAAAAGCCUCGAUUCUUGACAAGGAACCGCUAUGGCAGAAAAGAAUAAUCAGCGAGAUGAUCCACAUAAAGGAGCAAGAAAACAGCAUCAAUUUACAAAAAGAUACUGAGUCACUCGAUGGUACCUAUUUUGACCUCCUUAAAAAGCUAUCUAAUUUUAAAGAAUAACAUUAACAAUACAUAGAUAAACACAAGACGCGACCGAUCUUAGUCUGUAACUACAAGUCAACGGAGAGUGACACAGAUCUGUCCACAAAACUCGUAUUAAUAACGAAAAAACCGGGAGAUAAAAAUAUCAAUCACCAGAAGAACGGUCCUAUUUUAGCCGACUAACUAAUAAUAGGAAAAUCCGAACCGCAGUACAAGUUAUUAGACGGGAAAGAACAGAUCUCGGACAACAAAAACCACACGACAGCUCACUAUAAAGAUAAUGCGUUUUACAAUUCUUGACACAAACUCCAUUUUAUAUCUUUUACUUUUUGACCGUAAUUAUACUUUGUAAUAUAUUUAUACACCUAUACAUUCUGACCAUUUUACACUGUUAAUCUAGAUGUAGGUAAUUUUAUGAUUUUAUAUUAGUAACUUAAAUUUGCGCUGAAGAAGGUGCUGUGACACCGAAACGUCCGCAACAAUCUUGUAUACCUUUGAAUUUUUAAAUAUACGAAGUAAAUGUUUUAAAUUAUUAACUAAUGUCAUCAUCUAUUCGCUCGUAACAUUGGCCUUUAUAUUGACUCAUUUGUUUUUACAUAUAACGAGCUGAUCAUACUA
Molecule: messenger RNA, 1982 nt
Organism: Vollenhovia emeryi
Lineage: Eukaryota; Metazoa; Arthropoda; Insecta; Hymenoptera; Formicidae
Exons: 2
Coding region: 342-1382 (346 amino acids)
Source: RefSeq, a predicted model, not a curated record